Globicephala melas (long-finned pilot whale) is the source of this 5511-nucleotide messenger RNA. RefSeq names its product zinc finger protein 226. The record is from RefSeq and is a predicted model, not a curated record. Gene Ontology annotation, biological process: regulation of DNA-templated transcription. NCBI's taxonomy places the organism in Eukaryota, Metazoa, Chordata, Mammalia, Artiodactyla, Delphinidae. Gene Ontology annotation, molecular function: DNA-binding transcription factor activity, RNA polymerase II-specific; RNA polymerase II cis-regulatory region sequence-specific DNA binding.
GUCCGUUUUCCCCUCGAAACUUCGGGGGAAGUGUAGUGCAGAAAGGCGGUACUGUAGCCGGUACACAUACGUACGUACACACGCACACGCACACACACACACACAGCCUUGUGGGACAUGUAGUCCAGAGCUCGUGCCGGUAGACACACCCACACCCACCCUUGCAUUCUGGGACAUGUAGUCCAGAGCUCGUAAACUCGUGUAGUCCCAUAUACUGCAGCUACAGUAACGCCUCGCUGUAAACGUUUCCCCGCGGAAUUCUGGGAAAUGUGGUCCAGGAGCUCCGGGUUAGUCGCAGGCACUUCCGCCCCAGGAGGACAACGUAGCAGCCAUCUUUUGCCUGAUUAUGGUGUUUCAGGUCGGCUCUUCACGACCCAUUUAAGCUUCCGCGACAUGCGCCUGGGGCCAACCUUUCCAGACCUUUCAUUUGUGGAGAAAGAGGAGAGGCUAAAAGCGGAGCCCUGACUUCUCAAAAAGCACUGCACGGAGGAAGAGGCAACAGAGCCCUACGACUCUGCACUUCCCCAGGAGAGAGAAAAUGAGCACAUUCCAGGAGGCGGUGACUUUCAAGGACGUGGCCGUGGCCUUCACAGAGGAGGAGCUGGGGCUGCUGGACUCGGCCCAGAGGAAGCUGUACCAGGAUGUGAUGGUGGAAAACUUCCGGAACCUGGUCUCAGUGGAAGAAAACAAUCAAAGUGAGUUGAGGGCCGUUCAAGACAGAGGAUCACGUGAAGAGCUUUCCUGCCGGCAAAUCUGGCAACAAAUUGCAAAUGACUUAACCAGAUGCCAAGACUCCAUGAUAAAUAGUUGUCAGUUCCACAAACAAGUUGAUUCCCCCUGCCAGAUUGGGGCAGGACUCUCUAUUCAAAUUUCUGAAGAUGAGAACCAUAUAUUAAAUGAUAAAGGAGGUGAUCCCAGUAAUACUGGAAAUCCAAGGUUUGCAACUUUGAGAGCCCAGGAUUCUUGGAGGAAAACUUCAUUGACCGAGUCACAGAAUUAUCAGAAUAGACACCAGCAAAUUUCCAUGAAAAAUAAACUGUGUCAGUGUAAAGAGGAUGUUGACACCAUCAGUUGGAUUUCACAUCACCUUGAUGCUCACGGAGUACACAAGUGUCCAAAAUCUUACGGCUACAGUGAUUAUAGAAAAGAUAGCAUGAGGGUUUCAACACUGGAUCAGAAUACUAUGAUUCACACAGGACAAAAACCUUACCAGUGUAAUGAAUGUAAAGAAACGUUCACUGAUCUCUCCACCUUUGAUCUUCACCAGCAGUUACACUCAAAAGAGAAGUCUCAUAUGUGCAGUGAGUGUGGAAAAGGCUUCCGUUACAGCUCGGUUCUUCAUAUUCAUCAGAGAGUUCACAUGGGAGGAAAACACAGUGAGUGUGAUGAGUGUGGCAAGGAGUUCAGUCAGAGCUCACAGCUGCAGACUCCUCAGAAAGUCCACACUGUAGAGAAACCAUUCAAAUGUGGGGAAUGUGGGAAAGUCUUCAGUCGUAGGUCAGCACUUACUAUUCAUUGUAAAGUCCACACAGGAGAGAAACCUUACAAUUGUGAGGAGUGUGGGAGGGCCUUCAGUCAGGCCUCUCACCUUCAGGACCAUCAGAGAGUCCACACUGGGGAGAAACCAUUCAAAUGUGACACGUGUGAUAAGAGCUUCAGUCGGAAUUCACACCUUCAGUCCCAUCAGAGAGUCCAUACGGGAGAGAAACCAUACAAAUGUGAGGAGUGUGGGAAGGGCUUCAUUUGUAGCUCAAAUCUAUACAUUCAUCAGAGAGUCCACACAGGAGAAAAACCCUACAAAUGUGAGGAAUGUGGGAAAGGCUUUAGUCGGCCUUCAAGUCUUCAGGCCCAUCAGGGAGUCCACACUGGAGAGAAAUCAUACAUAUGUAAUGUGUGUGGUAAAGGCUUUACUCUGAGUUCAAACCUUCAGGCACAUCAAAGAGUCCAUACAGGAGAGAAACCAUACAAAUGUAAUGAGUGUGGGAAGAGCUUCAGGAGGAACUCCCAUUACCAAGUUCAUCUGGUUGUCCACACAGGGGAGAAGCCCUAUAAAUGUGAGGUAUGUGGGAAGGGCUUCAGUCAGAGUUCAUAUCUUCAAAUCCAUCAGAAGGCCCACAGUGUAGAGAAACCUUACAAGUGUGAGGAGUGUGGGCAGGGCUUCAAUCAGAGUUCACGACUUCAGAUCCACCAGCUGAUCCAUACCGGUGAGAAACCAUACAAAUGUGAAGAGUGUGGGAAGGGAUUCAGUCGUAGAGCAGAUCUUAAAAUUCACUGCAGAAUCCACACCGGAGAGAAACCGUAUAAUUGUGAGGAGUGUGGGAAAGUCUUCAGGCAGGCCUCAAAUCUUCUGGCCCAUCAGAGAGUCCACAGUGGAGAAAAACCAUUCAAAUGUGAAGAGUGUGGGAAGAGCUUCGGUCGGAGUUCACACCUUCAAGCCCAUCAAAAAGUCCAUACUGGAGAAAAGCCAUACAAAUGUGAGGAGUGUGGGAAGGGUUUCAAGUGGAGCCUGAACCUCGACAUGCAUCAGAGAGUCCACACAGGAGAGAAACCAUAUAAGUGUGGGGAGUGUGGGAAGCACUUCAGUCAGGCCUCAAGUCUUCAGCUUCAUCAGAGUGUUCAUACUGGAGAGAAGCCAUACAGAUGUGACAGAUGCAGUAAGGUCUUCAGUCGGUCUUCACAGCUACAGUCUCAUCAGAGAGUGCACACAGGGGAGAAGCCUUACAAAUGUGAGACCUGUGGUAAGAGCUUCAGUUGGCGCUCCAAUCUAACAAUUCAUCACAGAAUCCAUGCUGCUGAUAAAUCCUAUAAAAGUGAUAGGAGUGGUAAGACCAUCAGAGAGCCCACACACGAAAAAAUUUCCAUAAAAUGAUUUAAAAAAAACAAAAAAAACAACUCAGGUGUCAUGUGAAUUCUUCCAGUCAUCAAGUUCAAAAGAAAAACAAAUCAUUUGUUUCAUUAAAGUCAGUGUUUCAACCAUAGCUCAACAUGUCCCAGUAGUCAGGAGGCCACACAGCAGAGAACCCUGGUAAAUGGUGUAGUAAGUUUGAACUUUGACCUCUAUCAAAUAUUACUCAGGGGAGAAGCCUUAGUAUGAGUUUUAGCAGGGCUUGUACAAAAAAAGUAUGAUGGACGUGCCAAAAUUUAUGCCCAUUACAACAUAAACUCCACGAAUGCAGAGACGUUUGUUCUGAAUCUACAGUCUGAACAUUGUCAGCUACUUCGUAGGUGCUCGAUAUUUGUCCAAUUAAUGAGGAAAAACUUCUUGAAAAUUAUGUUGCAAUCCCCUCCAAAAUUUCAUAAAAAUUUGUAUUCAGAGCAGUUAACCUAAAUGUGGCCUUAAAAGUAAUCCAGGGAGACAAAAAGUUGAAGUGUUAGAAAACCACUCAGUAUUGCAAUUUGUAAUAUGAAUGUGGCAUCAUCCUGUUAUGAUUAGCUCCAUUUGUCUCCCCCCAGCCUCACUUCAAGUUGGAUCUUAUCUUGGACUUUGUCUAAUAUUCUGUUAAUUUUUUACAGUACAAAUUCAGUUACCUUUUGUGACAGUAUAGACUUACUGAAAAUGGAUUGUUCAUCUUGCAAUACAGAAAACAUACUGUUGACCCUUUUAUCAAGAAUGUCAAGGCAGAGGUUUAAGUGUCAGAAAGAGUUACUAAUGACAGUGACAGAGGACAAACAUUUCUUAGUAAAUGAAAUGAUCGUUGGUUUCUUAUUCACCACAUUUCCAUCUAGGUUUUGAUGUGAUUGUCUCCCAAGGGUUUUAGCAUUACUUUCAUCAAGACUUCUUAAGUAGAGAAAAGAGGCUGUUUGAAGUAGAUUACUUUUGUCAAGUUCUGUAUCUCUUUACUCCUUCUCUCUGGCCUGAGAUAAAAAGAAAAAAAUUAUUUGUUGAAAUUUGGUAAUUUCAUCAAACAUAUUUAUUCAGUGACUGACGUGCACACUUUUUCCUAGCGGUGGAUUGAAAAAUUGAUUUUCAAAGUGAAGUUGUGAGAUAAAGCUAAGCUCUACCGGCGUCAGAGAACUGCUUCACACGAAGGGGAUCCUGGAAGUCGUUGGCCGAGAACUCCCAAGAGUUUGGGGUUGUUUUGUUUUGUUUUAAAGCUCCAACGGGGAGGACACGGCCCUUCCUCUUCUUGGCGCUCUGGGAAGUGUAUUCCCCUGGACUCUAUCCGGAAACGAGGGGCUGCGGCGUGUGUCCGGGGCUUCUGGGAAGUGUAGUUCCGAGCGCUGUGUAGUCAGAGGCACUUCCGCUCCGGGAAAGCGAGGCAGGCACCAUUUUUUCGAUCCGGGAGGUGAGUCGGCCCUGCACCCCCAAGACCCCUGCGAGCCUUUUCGGCCUGAGCGUGGGACUAGUCGCUACCUAGCCGGCUGUCUUAGGAUGGAGAAGUCGCGGCCGCCGGCGGAGGCUGAGAGGUGGAGGGCGCAAGUGCGGCAUCCUUCUGUUCUCCUCCCCCGCUUACCAAGCAGAGCUGCUACUUCUAUCGGUACAAUAUAUGGCGAGUUGUUGAUUAUCCGUGCGUCCUACUUUCCUCCUCUGGAAGACAGCGGGAGAGACGGUCACUACUGGGUAGGGUUGUGAUUAGAAUCGAGUGAGACCAUACGUGUCAACAGCUUCGAACGCUGGUGUCACAUAACGGGUUGACUCUCGCUGUUGACGCAGUUCAUUUUCUCACGACCGCCCUUUUGACUGGACGCCCAAGUGAAGGGAGAGAGCGAGGAGCGAUGGCACGGUCCUUCUGUCAGACAUCGGGAGACAGCCCUUCCCGAGCUUUUCCCGAGCUUUUACUGAUCUCGUUUUUUAGGAAGCACCGAGUCACCCCGCGCUAGUGCCUGGGGACGUCCCGUGGCAGUGUAUCCGGCAGACGGAUACAGUCGUGCUCUUCCACCACAUCCUUUUCUUCGCCAGUCCUGAAUUCGGAAACGGGAGGAAGGACGGACCUCUUGGCCCCUCACAGCAUAGCCCCAGCUGCAAGAAAAAGGGACUCCUAUAUUUUUAGAACUUUCCAUCUACUCCUUGAAUCCUUGGAACAACUCUACGUGGUGGGUAUGGUUUACGAGGAGUGGCCAGGUGCAUAUCCUAUCCUCAUUGUGUAGAUGACUGAAGAGAGGCACAGAGAGGUUUUUUGUAAUACCCCUACAUUACAUGGGUGCGUAGUAUCUUUUCCAGGAUUUAAACCUAGGACUUUGACUCCAGAACUCUUUGUUUUAUUCUUUUCUUUUUCUUUUUUUUUUUUUUUUUUUUGCGGUGCGCGGGCCUCUCACUGUUGUGGCCUCUCCCGUUGUGGAGCACAGGCUCCGGACGCGCAGGCUCAGCGGCCAUGGCUCACGGGCCCAGCUGCUCCGCGGCAUGUGGGAUCUUCCCGGAUCGGGGCACGAACCCGUGUCCCCUGCAUCGGCAGGCGGACUCCCAACCACUGCGCCACCAGGGAAGCCCUUUUCUUUUUUUUUUAAACCCACAUUGUUGUUACGUUGCGUUUCAUUUCCUGCCACCCCCAGGAUCAGAAAUCUUUUUUUUUU